Molecule: messenger RNA, 1551 nt
Organism: Passer domesticus (house sparrow)
Lineage: Eukaryota; Metazoa; Chordata; Aves; Passeriformes; Passeridae
Gene: RGS19
Product: regulator of G protein signaling 19
Exons: 6
Coding region: 14-1099 (361 amino acids)
Source: RefSeq, a predicted model, not a curated record
CGCUGGUUCUGUGAUGCUGGCGCUGGGGCACAGCAGCGGGUGCCUGCUGCUGGCGCUGGGGGCAGGGGCCGCGGGCGGCGUGGGUGUGUGCCUGUGCGCGAGUGUGCGAGCCGUGAGGAAGUGCCAGGGCUGCAAUCGCUUUCGGAAGUGGCCGGCGGGGCCGGGCCGGAGCCUGCGCAGUGCCGCCGCCGCCGCUCGGCUCCCGCUGCCGCUCCCUCUCCCUCCGGUGCCCAGCCCGGCGGCAGCGCAGCGGCGGCGGCCGGGGGCGGCGGCGGCGGCGCGGAUGCCCGGCCCUAACGUGGUGCCACUCCUCUCCCUCCCCACAGGCUCCAUCCAGGAGGCGGCAGGGACAUUAGCCAGGGGGUCUCGCAGCUCACCCGCGGGCUGGGAGGAGCUGGGAGCGGCAGAACAGCCCCUGAAACACGACCCAACGCCGUGCACCGUGUAUGAGGCUGGGACACAGUACGCAGGACCCGCGUCCGCAGAGUCACUCCUUCCGAUGUCCCGGCAUGAGACUUCUCCGACAACGGUGCAACCCGCCAGCAACCACCGCCCCAACGCCUGCUGCUUCUGCUGGUGCUGCUGCUGCAGCUGCUCGUGGAACGAGGACCGAGAGCGAGCAUGGAGGGCAUCCCGGGAGACCAAACUGGAGAGCAUCCCAAACUGUGAAGCGUGUGCCAAACCCACGCCAGAGGAGGUGCAGGGCUGGGCACAGUCCUUCGACAAGCUGAUGAAGAGCCCGGCGGGGCGCAACGUCUUCCGGGAGUUUUUGCGGACUGAGUACAGCGAGGAGAACAUGCUCUUCUGGCUGGCGUGUGAGGAGCUCAAAACCGAGUGCAACAAGCACACCAUCGACGAGAAGGCCAGGAUGAUCUACGAGGAUUACAUCUCCAUCCUCUCUCCCAAGGAGGUGAGCCUGGACUCGCGGGUGCGGGAGGUCAUCAACCGGAAGAUGCAGGAGCCGUCCUCGCACACCUUUGACGACGCACAGCUCCAGAUCUACACGCUGAUGCACAGAGACUCCUAUCCCCGCUUCCUGAACUCUGCCAUUUACAAAUCGCUGCUCCAGACCGUCUCCCACUCCUCCUCGGAGUCCUAAGGGCACCCACUAGCCGUGGGGACACCAGUGGGGACACGGUGGCCAGGGGCGGGCGGUGCCUCCUCCCCUCUGCCGCCCACCUUGCCAGACCUCACCGAGUUUUUAGCUUUUUACCUAUGAACUGUCACCCCGGUGUCUGGGCCACACUCCAGGACUGUCCCCAGCACACAGCCUGGGCCAGUUCAUACUACUGAUUCUCUGCCCCGUCCCCAGAGCCAGAGCGAGCUGGGGGAGCACAGGACAGCGCCCAGGGCCUGGCUCCCCCCACACCCCGUUUGGAAGAGGUCACUUUAUCCCAUCUCCACCACACCUGGGGACACAGCACGUCCCCAUUUGCCACCUGAGACCCAGUUGGGGACUGGGUUGGGGUUUUUUUGAGGUGGGGGGAGGUUGGCUGUUGUUGGUUUGGGUUUGUUUUUUUAAUCUUAAAAUGCUCUUUUGGUUGGCUUUUA